CUCAUUACUCUCUCCAACGUAUCCUGAUCACUCCAUCCCACUCCUUCCUUCCCUUCCCCAUCCCAUUCCCCAACAAAACAACCUCUCCAUGUUCGCACCCACUCUCCACCUGCUCAGACCCGCUGCGGUCCUCAGGUCCGCGGUCCGCAACGUUUCUAUCGCUGCCGGGCCCGCUCGCAUCAACCCUACCGCUUCGCCAUCAGCAUUCGUCCGAAAUGGACACCGAUUCGCUUCCACCGCCUCUACCUCAAAGCUCCACCAAGCUUCGGUCCGAUCCUCAGUGCAUCAGUCUCUAGCUAUCAGCUCCGCCUUCAGAAACGCCUCAUCAACAUCCUCGCGGACUAUUAUUGCUGCCGGAGCCGCGACCACCUGUGUCUUCGGACCCCUUAUCCUAUCGCGAUCCGCCGUCGGAUCGGCCGGUCUCUUCUCCUCACGCCAUAUCGCGCACUGCGCACCUGCCACUCCAGUCCGAUCGGCUCCUGCAUAUGACGUCUACGCCGCGCAAGAUGAACCGUUGAUCAACAGCAAGGAGCUGACCUUCGGCACGGCCAUGGGACUCUGCUCCGGAUACCUGGUCAAGAAGCUCGGAAAGCUGAUGAUGCUCGUUGUCGGCCUGGGCUUCGUCUCACUUCAAUUGCUCGCCAACUCUGGAUACGUUAAGGUCAACUGGGUCCUAGUCGAGUCCAAAUUCAUGGACCGAUUCGAUGUCGAUAAGGAUGGCAAGGUUACAAUGAACGAUGCAAAGCACGGAUUCAGAUGGCUCAUCGGAUUGUUGACCAAUAACUUCCAAUUCAAGUCAACAUUUGUCGGCGGAUUCGUCUUGGGAUUCCGUUAUGGAUAAAGGGCAUCAGGGCGUCUCUGUAAUUCCCACCAUGUUUUCAUUUGUUGUCUAGACAUUGUACUCCAAUAAAAAGUAAUAUCCGCCUUUUUUUUUAUUCA
Molecule: messenger RNA, 939 nt
Organism: Gamsiella multidivaricata
Lineage: Eukaryota; Fungi; Mortierellomycota; Mortierellomycetes; Mortierellales; Mortierellaceae
Product: FUN14 family-domain-containing protein
Exons: 4
Coding region: 89-841 (250 amino acids)
Biological process (GO): autophagy of mitochondrion
Cellular component (GO): mitochondrial outer membrane
Molecular function (GO): calcium ion binding
Source: RefSeq, a predicted model, not a curated record